Manacus vitellinus (golden-collared manakin) is the source of this 6902-nucleotide messenger RNA. It is a transcript of the gene ROGDI, whose product is annotated as rogdi atypical leucine zipper. NCBI's taxonomy places the organism in Eukaryota, Metazoa, Chordata, Aves, Passeriformes, Pipridae. The coding region runs from base 226 to 819 and encodes 197 amino acids. Gene Ontology annotation, cellular component: RAVE complex. The record is from RefSeq and is a predicted model, not a curated record. The transcript has 11 exons.
GAAGAAGAGUUUAAAUGGCUUUUACAAGAAGAGGUCCAUGCUGUUUUGAGGCAGCUGCAGGAUAUUUUGAAGGAGGCCUCCCACCGCUUUGCUCUGCCCACCAGUGGCUCAGGAGCAGCUGUCAGGCAGGAGAAUUUCGUACUGAGCACAUCAGGCACAGACCAGGUGAAAGGUGUGUUGACACUACAGGGAGACGCCCUGUGUCAAGCUGAUGUUAAUCUGAAAAUGCCCAGAAACAAUCAGCUCCUGCACUUUGCAUUCCGGGAAGACAAACAGUGGAAAUUGCAGCAGAUCCAGGAUGCCAGAAACCAUGUGAACCAAGCCAUUUACCUGCUUAUGAACCGAGAUGUGAACUACCAGUUCAAAACAGGCUCAGAGGUGCUCAAGCUUAUGGAUGCUGUGAUGUUGCAGCUCUCCAGAGCCCGAAAUCGGCUGACCACUCCAGCUACCCUAACACUACCAGAAAUUGCCUCUAGCGGUCUCACAAAAAUGUUCACCCCUGUGCUGCCUCCAGACAUCCUUGUGAAUUUCUAUAUUAAUCUGAACAAGCUGUGCCUCACUGUCUACCAGCUCCAUGUGCUGCAGCCCAGCACAACCAAGAACUUCAAGCCUGCUGGAGGGUCCAUUUUACACAACCCUGGGGCCAUGUUUGAGUUUGGCAGCCAGCGGUAUGAAGUCAGCCACGUCCAUAAAGUGGAAUGUGUUGUCCCGUGGCUAAAUGAUGCCCUUGUGUUCUUCACAGUUUCACUGCAGCUUUGCCAGCAACUGAAGGACAAGAUCUCCGUUUUCUCCAGUUACUGGAACUACAGGCCAUAUUAACUCUCUGUGGAAUAGUUUAAGCCCUUACAGUACUUCUAGUGUCUCUCUCUUUGUUUUCUCAUCCCAUCUGAGUCUAGGUCAGCCUGAGGAAUGUUGGAGUUCACUGCCAGAUGCCCUCCAAAGGGCAGGGUCAGUGUACCCAGAGACACAGCUUUAGUAGCCUUGUCUGGGACUGCCGCAUAAGCAGGUCACAAAGCAGUGCUGGGUGAUUGGAGCUUCCACCUGUCCCUGUCCUCUUGUGCAUUGUGUGGCUCACAUUUCCUAAGCUCCUGAUGAGUUACACGGGUCUGUUACAAGGGAUGAGGGCUCUGGACUCCCCUCAUUAACUGGAUCUGUACACAGUGCUGUAACUUAACUCCUGGACUGGGGGGUGGCUGGGAAGAGGGGAAGGGUAAUUUAACACACCUCAUAAAAGGUAGGGCAUGUUGCUCCACGUAGCGAAGUACUUUGCUGUGAUCUGCUCCAGCUGUAGUUAUCACUAACCCUGAGCGACUCCCUCUCCUGCCUGUUCUGUCCAUGCCCAUGUUACUGAUUCGCCUUUGAGGAUGCUCUUAUUUGCUGAUGUUUGAAUUCUUUGGGUUUUUUUCCCUGGCAUCAAUGUGAUUUUUUUUUCCCUAAACCCUAGUUGGGCUCAUUGGUCUUUUCCAGGUUUAGUAUCUUGUUUUCGCUGCUAGCCUUUGGAGUUGCCUUGGUACCUUGAGCUGAGCACAGCUGUUCAGUCCCUCAUCCUGUCAUUAAAUACAAACUUGGUUGUUUUCCAAGUGCCAUCCAGAGCUCUGUGUUCAAAGAAAUCACAGAAUGGUUGAGGCUGGAAGGAGGAUCUCUAGGUCUAUCCAGUCCAAUUCUCCUCUCAAGAAGGGCUGUCCAAACCUUGUCUCCCAGUACCGUGUUCAGAGGGGUUUUGAAUCACUCCAAGGGUGGAGACUAGAGGUUGGUAUGUUGCUUUCAUUUUUAUUUGUCCUGCAUAGACCUUUGCUCUGGGCAUGUGGCCUGUCUUGUCUGUGCCCUUCCUUCCUGCCCCUUUGUGAGAUCCUUGGGUGUGGCAUUUGUUAAUAUAAUAAACUCACACGACUUGGUUGGUUGGGGGUCCAAACAACCAAAUCCAUUUAUUGGAAGCAAACAGCAUCUUUUAUAUGCACUUUAAAACAACACGUGAUUCUCUUAACCAAUUACCAUGGGGCACCCCAGUGCCUAUGUGCAGGAGUACAAUUGGGACUUCAUCUCCCAGGAUGCUCCUCCCAGUAUCCCUAAAACAUGCCCUUGCACCUGGGAUUCUGUGUGGGUUAGUGCCAGCCUUGUGCUGCUGCAGCCUCCUUCUCUGGGGACUCGACACUUGGUGCUGUGCUUGGCCUAAUGCAUGCUGAUGUCACAGGUUGCAGGCCAUAACAGAGCCUACACGUGAGCAUCAGGCUGUGACUGAUGAAUGUGUGUGAAUGAAUGUGGAAGGUAGAGAGGCCUGGAUGGGCUGAUGCAAUAGCAGACUUGUUACUGAUUCCAGUCAGUUAGCCUUAUGACUAGUUGCGGCCAUGACCCUGGGUGUGCAUUUACCAACCCUUGCUCUGAUCCAGACCAUUUUCUGCUUAGAAAGUGAUUGUGCAUGUGUGGAGCUGCUCACCAUUAACAGUCUCUCAGAGGAGGAUGUUUUUAUGGUUAAUAAGCUCUCUGGUUAUUAACUGUCUAUGGUCUUUUUUAGCCCUCCCUGUGUGCAGAGUGAGCUCCUUUUUUAAUUCGCACUAGUGUGUGCGGUUCAAUCAAUAUUGUCACAUCCUCUCCAACUCAGCUUCCUGCUGGUAGGGGUAGAAUAUGCAACCAAAUGCGUGUUGUUUUCUUCUGAUGAGAAAAGUCUUCCUCGGUUCUGGAAGGCAGGAGUGUGCAGAAUGGAAUGCCAGUCCUGAUUCCAGCUCUGAUGCGCGAGGGCAGUGCAGGGAGGACUGCUGGGUUGCUGGGAUCAGAGCAGCUGCCUGCCCAGCCCAGCUCCAAGGGAAGUCAUCUGGCACAUGCCUCGUGCUGAGCUCUGCACUCACCCAUGAAGGUGGCAAAAGCAGCAAUGUCCCGCUUAAUCUCAAAGAAUCUUUUUCUUGCCAACCAGCUCAGGAAGGUGUAGAUCUCACUUUCCAGGCCUGGGCUUUGACUCGGCUCCAUUUCUGCUCAGAGCUUCUCGGGGGUGGGGGAGACCUGGGGACCUGCUGGGCAGUGAGACAGCCCCUGUGAGCUGGGAGGACUGGAAGAGAUGCAGCCACACGCUGCCAUUCCCUCGCUGGAGGAUGCAGGCCAUCACCUGAGUCAGGUGAGCCUUGUAACCCUGCCACUGAACCGGGGCUUGGGCAUGGUGGGAAGGCUGUUCCCGAGCUUAGAUCAGGAGUGGAGUGAGAUGACUCCUGUCAGGAGGGAUGGAAUCCCCAGUGGCCGACCCACAGUGUCCAAAAAGAGGAGUGAAUGAUCUUGUGUGAAGGGAAGGGACUCAGAAGGCAGGAAGUGACAGAAGCACAGGGCACACUGCUUUCGUUGUCUCCACCGAGUGACACGGAACAACACAACCGAACAGAAACGGAAGACUGAACAUUGAUUUUCCACAAGUUGUUAAUGCCAACAGUUAAAAAAUGAACAGCAGUAUCAGCUUGAGGCAAAUCAUUUAACUGUCACGUUGUAAAUGACCCUACUCUUUUCUGAAUUGUGAUUAUUUUUUAAACUGCUAGUCCUGAGAGGAGGAGGGAGUUGGACUCGAUGGUACUUAUGGGUCCCUUUCAACUUUUGAGAUAUUCUGUGCAGUUCAGGGAUGCUUCGUCUCACAGGCUGUGUGCGGAGCAGCCUUGCCAUCCUGUGUGGGUCCUGUGAGGAUGUCUCACCAGUGGCCUGACUCAGUUUCCCUGUAUAUGGGUGUACCUUAUUUGCUUUUCCUUUUUCAUGUUGAAUUCAUGUCUACCUGAAGGAAUCAUAGCUGCACCCACACUUCCUGUGUAGGGAUGUCUGUGUAUAUGCCGAGGGGCAGCAAGUCCUCAAUGAUCUUCAGGUUCUCAUGGUUUUUGACCAGGCAUGGGAUCUUAAAGGACAGCUUUCAAGAGGCAGCUGCAGUGGUGGAUAACCCCUCUGCCCAGGUGGAUCCCCAGGUGCCAGCCAAGGAACUGGGCACCAACUGCAGAGCUUACCUUAUCCCUGACCCAUUGGCAAACCAGCCUCUCUCCUGCUGUCUUCUACCAGUGCUGGCGAAGAUUCUAUGGGGUGGGGCAGGAUGAGAGGGUCAGGGUCUCUAGAAUGCACCUAUUGUAAGUCUGUCCCCACUCCUGGUCCGAUUGUGGGUAGCCCUUUCCAGGCAUCUGGGCACAUAAAGCAGCUCCCAGGGACAGGCUUUUCUAACGUGGUGUGCUGGUUUUAAAACUCAGUGGGAAAACCAAGCCCACUCAAAUUGCCCUGUUGACAGUGGAGGAAAGAAUACUAGGAGAGGAGUCACAAUUUACUAAAGAAAUUGCAAUAUACACAACAACAAUAGUAAGAGAUUAUGCAAAAGAGGGAACCAACAAAGGCAAGAUGUUGCCUAGCCCCCCUAGAACAAGGUGGUGACUGUUCCCAUGCAGCAACACCACAUGGCCCCCUGGAAACAAAGGCAAGAUGGCAAAGAGGCUCUCCUGGCUUAAACUUCACCCCCUUCCCCUGCCUGGGAACAACGAAAAACCAAAUGGGGACAACCCAAAACCUGGAGAGCUGAUUCGUUCGAAUUGGGGGGUUUACUAUCAAAAUGCUGACCCCGGUGGUGGCAGUGGGGACUGGGUACACAGGGUGGCUGACCCUGCUCCUUCCUGGAGAGAGCAAGGCAAAAAUGUUGAUUUCCGGGUUCUGGUGGCUGCCUUAGGUUUUUUUUCCCCUGCCAAAAACUACACCCCAGCAGUGAUGUGGGUGGUAUCGAAUAUUCAGCACUAAAGCUCCACCCCCUUGCUUUGUAACCAUAACAUUAUCCAUCCCUUAUUCUAUACUAAUUAUGCCAUGCCCAGAUUUACACCUUUCAACUAUAUACAUAGAUAUAUACACCUAUAACUGUGCACAAGCUUGGGUAUUAUUUCACUAGUCCCUGAUCAUCCCCCCAAGAUGUUUGUUGAGUUCAUUUAGUCCAUGACUGGUAUAACUAGAGCAGCUGAAGAUGGAUGGAUGGAACAUUCCUCAGGAAGGCAGCCUGGAGGCUCUAGUGCUGUGGAAGUGCAAGCAGGACAAUGCUUCCAAGCAGCAGGUGCUGGCCUGGUGCUGAUGAGAAGGUAGCCAGGGGCCCAGCCUGACAGUGAGCCGAGUGCUGGUGGCUCCACAGCCUGGGCAUAGCAACACUUGGGAUGGGGUCUGUGCUCCCCCCCACCCCGGCUUGACAGUGCUUGUGUUAUCUGAAGUGGCAGCAGACAAGCUGGUUUGACAGUCACAGGGGAGUGCAGUGUCACGCCUAUCUGGUCCCAUCUUCAUCCUCAGCAGGAGGGAGGAGGUGUUGCAGAGGUUUGAUGCACCUGCUUCUGAAGGUGAUUCACUUGGCAGAGCCCAUGCUCAAGCUGUUUGCUCUAGCAGAGCUGCUAUUCCACCUGCAUCCCCCAUUUUCAGGUCCAGGCUCUCAUUUCUAGGGUGGGCCACUGGGGAGGGAAACCUCAGUUUGUUGCUCAUUUCCAGGAGACUGGCCUUGCUUGCUUCUUGUAGAGGAGUCGAGUGGAUGGAAGCAUCAUGGCAGCACUGUUUCAUCAGCUUUGGGGUACAGGGGAGGAUGCAUGUGGGUCACUGAGGACUGGAGCUAGGAAGAACCUGGCGUACCCCACUCCCAGGGAGCAGCAACCAGCAGCAGGCCUGUGCCCACUGGGAUCAGAAGGAGAGGUGUGGAGCUGAGAUGUGCAUUGGCUUCGUUCCUCCAGACACUCGAUCCUGGCAGAAUACACAAAUCCAUGGGUGCUCAGCCUGAAUAUGAAAAUGCUGGCCUGCAUCCUUGUGGUGGGGAAAAAAAAGUGUUUUCCCCUGGAGCUAAAAAAAAUGGUAACCCCAAGGGAGUGGUGUUUCUUGGUGUUGACCCAAUCAGCGCCCCUGCAAAAUUAAAACAUAUCACACCAGACCGGAAAAGAAGGAGGAUGACAUAGCUGAAAAAGUGGCAGCCAUGGUCUGAGACCACGAGGAGACAGGGGGCUUGGAGCCCCACUGGGGGCCGAGGCCCCACCAGCCCCCCGGCUGGGGCUGCAGAAACUCGGAAACAGUGUUAAACUGGGCUGAGUACUGUGGCCAAGAGCUGAGGGAGUUUUUCUCCACUGUGAGUGGGCAGCAGGAGUGGCAACAGAGACAGCACCGAACAGAGAACUGUGGCUGAAAGCCAAGAAGAUAAGAGAGAAGCAGCAAAGACAGCACUGCGGCCAAGCUGACGGAGGGAGGGAGAGAGGACUAAGCUCACCAAAGAUAGUUUUGGGGUAAGACUGAAUUAAAUCUCCCCAAAACCCCUUUGAGACCCCUCCUGGGAGGAGGGGGUGGACUUCUACUUGAUGGGAGUCCUAAAAUGCAGCAUGCACCGGAGAGAGGAGCUGAGAAGCUCAGAGACGUCCUGGAAGCUGGACCAGGACGGCCGGACGGAAUGCGGGGGAACUGGCCUUCUCCCCCUGCUGCUGCUGCCAGGCUGGCAGCUGAGGCAGAGCAAAGGAGCUCUGAUGAGAUGUUUGGGGCAAAGACUGAACUGAGAGCAGCCCUAAACGUUCUGACUUGAGGGAACUUGACCACUCGAGGAAGGGACUUUCAUGGGAUGUCUUACACCUCAUGAUAUGAUGUGGUGAAGCCAGCUUUUGUCCCAGCAAUCGCAGUCCACAGGAGAGAGACCUUCACUUGGAGCCGAAGGGCUGAGAGGGGUGAGAGGAGACCCCCUUGUGUGUAAUGGAGAGAGACAGCUACAACAACUCCAGCUAUGACUGCUGCCCUGAACGUGGAAAGGAUCUUUCCUUCUUUCCUUCUGGACUUUUAUUGGAGGGAGGAGGAGACUUGAUCCAAUGUAAAUAUUGCUUUACCAUAGGAGAGAUAAUUAGAAUUGUGUAUAUAAUGUAUUAUAAUAUUUACUUGUGUAAUAAUUGUAAUAUAAUUCCCUUCCCCCC